CAUCGCCUCUCGCGACGGCGUCUCUUCCUUGGCAGUGCUUUCCGGUUAUUGAAAUUGUGCGUCGCGUUCUGUAACUACCAAAUCGGAUUUCAACUUCAAGCGGCGCAGCGUCCAAGCCGAAAGCGCGAUUUUCUAACCGAAAAAUGAGCUCUCUGUCCUGUUAGUGACUUUGCAGAGAUGGCCGGUUCCGUCGCCGUGAAAUUCUCCGCUCUCCGCCGAGUUUCUCCGAUCUCCGCCGUGCUGGGCUUGCAAGGGAGGUCGAGGUUGUUCUUCUCGACUAGCUCGAUAGGAUCAGGCGACGAAAACAACAACAACAACAACAAUAACAAUAAAUUGGAGGCAGAAAGUGGUUUCGACAUCGAUGAUGGUGAUUUUCUUCCAGAGAGGCCAGAGUUACAACUCCAGGGGGUUGAUCCAAAAAAGGGGUGGAAUUAUCGCGGUGUCCACAAGGCUAUUAUAUGUGGUAAAGUUGGUCAAGCUCCGGUCCAGAAGAUACUGAGGAAUGGUAAAACUGUAACCACAUUUUCUGUAGGCACAGGAGGGAUGUUUGAUCAGAGACAUGUGGGUGAAAACGACUCGCCUAGGCCAGUUCAGUGGCAUCGGAUUGCAGUGCACAACCCUAUGCUCGGAGCUUAUUCAGUUCAACAACUGGUGAAAAACUCUUCUGUAUAUGUCGAGGGCGACAUUGAAACUAGGAUUUACAAUGACAGCAUCAGCGGGGAAGUAAAAAGCAUACCAGAGAUAUGUGUGCGCCGAGAUGGAAGGAUUCGACUUGUAAAAUCUGGGGAUAGUGGGAAUUCUAUUUCCUUUGACGAGCUUCGGGAUGGAUUGUUGUAGUGAAUCACUGAUGGCUACAAGUUUCUGCCAAUGGUUGGAUUGCAGAAUUAGGCAAGUUUACGACGCAUAUUGAGAUUUUAUGGACCUAUCACCGAUUUCACAGUAGAUGAGCAAUGUACGUACGGGUAAAGAAUCUUAACCCCAGUAUUAUAUACAUCUCUGUUGCUUUGACUAUGAACCUUAAAAAGCCUAUCGAGUCUAACUGCAAGAAAACAUGUCAUGGAUUCUAUCAAGUCAUGCUUGCAUUUAUCUAGGUUGCGAUUUAUGCGAAAUUCAUUGGCCAUUA
Andrographis paniculata is the source of this 1123-nucleotide messenger RNA. RefSeq names its product single-stranded DNA-binding protein, mitochondrial. The record is from RefSeq and is a predicted model, not a curated record. Gene Ontology annotation, molecular function: single-stranded DNA binding. The coding region runs from base 178 to 837 and encodes 219 amino acids. Gene Ontology annotation, biological process: positive regulation of helicase activity; mitochondrial DNA replication. The transcript has 8 exons. Gene Ontology annotation, cellular component: mitochondrial nucleoid. Lineage: Eukaryota; Viridiplantae; Streptophyta; Magnoliopsida; Lamiales; Acanthaceae.